ACCCAUUCAUAAAUAAGACAUUGCGAAAGGAUGAAGCGCAUUUACAACGGAUGAUUUUAAUGUAGAUAUGUGUUGUUAGAUCCUCUUUACGCUCGAAUGCAACGGAAUCGUGGCGGCAAUAUAUCAUAAGUCAGCGAAAUUCACUCGGGGUGAUGCGGCGGUAGGAGAGGAAAAGUGACUUCCGAUUGCUGACCCCCUCCCGCGAUGGUUAUGACUUUCUGUGCGUUCCACCAGGAAGCAUAGCUUAUUUUGUGUUCGGAACGGUAGGCAACAAAACCUAGUUCUUGUCUUCCAUCACCUGAAAGUGUUCGUUGUUGCUUAGAGUCUUAAACGUAAAUGAUUGAAUGUCUUCCGCCUCCAUCGUUCCGGUUGUAUUGAAAAUAAGUGGACUAAACUAAGAUUCCAAUGGAACGGUGAGUUAUGGCAGCUAAAGAAGAUCUCUACACCAAAGUCACCCCGCGAAGACAGCGCCAGAACAGACCGGGGACUGUCAAACAUGGGUCAAAUCUGGACGUACUUCUGUCCAUGGGUUUCGCCAAAACCAGGGCGCUAAAAGCUCUGGUGUCUACAGGGGGCAGGAAUGUCCAGGCUGCUUGUGAUUGGCUGUUCUCCCACGUGGACGACCCGUUCCUGGACGACCCCCUCCCCAGGGAGUACGUCCUGUACCUGCGCCCCAGCGGGCCUCUCCUCCACCAGCUGUCCCACUUCUGGGAGCAGAGCCGCAUCACCUGUGCCAAGAACAAGGCUCACAACAUCUUCCCCCACAUCACGCUCUGCCAGUUCUUCAUGUGUGCUGAUGGGAAGGUUGAGGCUCUGUGCGAGGCCCUCCAGGCCACCGUGAGCCGCUGGAGAGGCCGUUUCCCCGCCCCUCUCCCCCUGGAGCUCUACACCUCCUCCAACUUCAUCGGUCUCUUCGUGGAGGAGCACAUCGCCGAGGUGAUCAAGACCUUUGCAGCCGACUUUGCCACCGAAGCGGAGACCAAAGCUGAUGUCCACGUGGAGCCUCAUAAGAAGCAACUCCACGUAACGCUGGCCUACCACUUCCAGACCAAUCACCUCGCGGCGCUGGAGAAGCUGGCCAAGGGCGUCGACAUCUCCCUGGGCUGCGAUUGGCUGGCUGUGCUCUUCUCUCGGGACAUAAGAUUCGCCAAUCACGAGACCCUGCGUGUGAUGUACCCGUACGUGCCUCAGAACGAGGACGAGCUGGAGCUGGUGUCGGGGGACUUCAUCUUCAUGUCUCCGCUGGAGCAGGGCAGUGCCAGCGAGGGCUGGGUGUACGGGACCUCCCUGGGCUCCGGCAUGUCCGGCCUGCUGCCCGAGAACUACGUGAGCCGGGCCGACGAGUGCGACACCUGGGUCUUCCACGGGUCUCACUCCUUCCUCCACGGUGCCUUACCCUCCAACACCGGAGGGGCGGUCGGUGGGCUCCUGUUUGACGGACAGUUGGACGGCCGUCUCCUUGACGACCACUUGGAUCCGACAGGCCUCGGUGUUCUCUGUCCUCCUGUCCAGACGAUGACACCUAGCUGCCAGUCUGGUCUGGCUAAGAGGAGACUGUUUGUGUGUCGUCAUGGCGAGAGGAUGGAUGUGGUGUUCGGGAAACACUGGAUCACUCAGUGCUUUGAUGCCAAAGGUCGAUAUAUCCGCUCCAACCUCAACAUGCCGCUCAGCCUACCUGCCCGGACCGGAGGCUUCAGGGAAUACGAUAAAGACUGUCCCAUCACAGUGUUCGGAUCCACCCAGGCUCGGCUUGUAGGAGAGGCCCUGCAGGAGAGUCACACAGUAAUAGACUUUGUGUACUGCUCUCCAUCGCUGCGCUGUGUCCAGACAGCUCACAACAUCCUCAGAGGCCUCCAGCUGGAGGGUCAGACUAAGGUCCGUGUGGAACCAGGCCUGUUUGAGUGGACCAAGUGGGUCGCAGGCACCACCCUGCCAGCCUGGAUCCCUCCAGCAGAGCUGGCUGCAGCUAACUUGAGUGUGGACACAACGUACAGACCUCAUAUUCCCAUCAGUAAGCUGGUGGUGUCGGAGCCCUACGACAGCUACAUCAGCCGGAGCUUCCAGGUGACGCGGGAGAUCAUGGCGGAGUGUAAGAACCUAGGAAGCACAGUGCUGAUCGUGGCCCACGCUUCCUCCCUGGAGGCCUGUACGCGCCAGAUGCAGGGGCUCAGCCCCCAGAACUCCAAGGACUUUGUGCAAGUGGUCCGAAAGAUCCCCUACCUGGGCUUCUGUGCGUGUGAGGAGAUGGGUGAGACGGGGGUGUGGCAGCUGACCGACCCUCCCAUCCUCCCUCUGACCCACGGGCCCAAUCACAGCUUCAACUGGAGAGAGACCCUCCUGCAGGACUGAUGGCCACGCCCCUCCCUGGCCACGCCCUGCAGCCUCUCUCUGGAACAAACACAGCGUGACCCUUUCUUCAGCUAAGCCCCCCCCUCCUUUCCCCCCUUUCCCCCACUUCCCCCCCUCUCAGCCCCUCCCAGAAUGCCCCGGCUCACCACCCUAGACACCGUGUGAACACACUCUCAGCUCUGACCUGCUGUUUAACACUGUGUCCCGGCACACUGUUCAUGAUGAAGGAAGAGGUGGAGGUGAUGAUGGUGGUCACAGCACAAAGUACCUUCUAGUGUGAGACGAUGGCAUCUGCAAACCCAACAGGAUGCUUCACAAACACGGCAACCCACGACGCCAGGAGAGGGGGGGAGAGGGGGGGAGAGGGGGGGGGGGGGGAGCUGUGCUGCCUGGAGCCCCUCCCCGCUCUCGGGAGUCUGGCACCAAUGGCAUUCUGGGAGAAAAAAAACAUGGCUGCUUUCUCCUACACUGUGACGGGAGGAGAGCUGCACAAGUCAUCCAGUCUGCCAUGCCUCUAUGUCUCUGUUUAGUUGAGUCAUUUUCACAUGCACAAACCCCUCCCCUGACUAUAAUAGAAAGCACAAAACUAGACCUCAUUGUGACAAUCAGACAGGAGAAGGCUGUGACCUCACCAGGAAACUCAUCCAUACACACCACACUCCAUAUUAGUUAAAUAUUUUGGUAACGCUUAACUUUAAGGUUACAUUACACAACUACCAAAUAACUACACACCAAUAGAUUUAGUAACAACAUAGUAGGUGCAUAGGAAUUGGUAUGUAAUUAACUGUAACUAACUGCAGUUCUUUUCCCAUGCACCUACAACAUUGUCACUAUAGGUAUUGCUAUGUAGUUGGCGGUGUGGUAGUUGAUGUAACCUUGAUAUAGAGUGCUGCUAUGUAGUUACAUGGUAGGCCAUGUAACCUUAAUAAAGUGUAGUCCAUGUUUUAGGAAUUUCUUUCAAAUUUGACCAUGGUCCCUCAAGCUUAAUUCCAACUUUCAAAUUCUCAUAAUCAACAAUGAGUCCAUCUUAAAACUCUAUGAAGUGUAAAAGGUUAGCCUUCCUGUUCUGACGUACCGCUGAACUGAGACUACUGCUUUUUAAUGUUCACUUCGUUCUGUUUUACUAUGUUACUAAACAUUUAUUAAUGUCAUUCAUUUAAGGGUAACAAGUCCAUGUCUGUCAUUGUAGGUGAGGAAAUGACCCACUGAUACAGGCGUUUUUAUUGGUCGGUGGUGUCCAGGUGGGAUGGGAACAGGAAGUGACACGAUCUUGAGAAAUGUGAAGUUACAUAUCAGCUAAUGUCAGA
Messenger RNA from Osmerus eperlanus (European smelt), 3656 nucleotides. It is a transcript of the gene ubash3ba, whose product is annotated as ubiquitin associated and SH3 domain containing Ba. Gene Ontology annotation, molecular function: protein binding. NCBI's taxonomy places the organism in Eukaryota, Metazoa, Chordata, Actinopteri, Osmeriformes, Osmeridae. The transcript is spliced from 14 exons. The record is from RefSeq and is a predicted model, not a curated record. Bases 421 to 2349 code for a protein of 642 amino acids.